AUGGCCGCCAUCACACAGACCAUAGCAAUCGUCGAUAGAUCCAACAAAGUGGUCAGUACAAGCAAACAGUUGAAAAAUGUCUUCAAGGAAGCGAAAAUUGCAUACCUCGAGCGAAAGGCGGAGCUUGUGGCUGAGCGGAGAGCCAAAGAAGAAAGACAACUGCGGAAGUCCAUGAAGGCAAUGACCAUGGCCGAAGACGCACGGUCGGACACAUCGCACCGCUCAAGCGGGCACCGCAGUCGAAGAGGAGAACACGGCCAUGACCGGGAGAGACCAUCAGCCGGCGGUCAUCACUAUUCAGCCGACUCGCUAGGGAGACAGGGCUUCAACCAGACAUACUACGCUCCAAGCACAGUGUCCGCUGUUGAUGCUCGUCCGAAUCUAGCACAGUUUAACGAGGAGCUAUAUGGCCAUUAUCGCUCUGCGCCGACUUCCCCAAUCGAUCAUCAUGAACGUGGCACGCUCGCUCGCCGAACCACCGACCUUCCUUUGGACUCGUCUCAUCCGCAUCGUCCCCCACCUAUGCGGUCACAUUCGACUUCAGACAUGGAGGCACACAUUGACAUGGAUCUUGCGUAUGGAGAAUUCCACCCCGAAUCACUCAUGUUGGAUCCCAAGGUGGAGCAAACGCUACAAAAGCAAGAGAUGUCCAGCCUGGUUUUGAAGUGCAAGCUCCUCAUGGAGGAGGCCAACUGUGCCCAACACAGUGUCAAAGCCAUCAUCGCGCACCUGCAGAAGAACCCCGACGCCAUGGCCGCCGUCGCCCUGACCUUGGCCGAGAUCAGCAAUCUGGCAAGUAAGAUGGCCCCGGCUGCUCUCAUGGCGUUCAAGACGGGUGCGCCCACGGUCUUUGCCAUCCUUGCCGCGCCGGAGUUUCUCAUCGCCGUUGGCGUGGGCGUCGGCCUCACGGUGGUCAUGUUUGGGGGCUACAAGAUCAUCAAGAAGAUCAAGGCCAGAAUUGGCGAUAAGGAGGGAGACCCGGUGGAUGAAAUGUUGGACGUGCAUGAACUCGAUCGAAUCGACCAUUGGAGACGUGGCAUUUCAGACGUCGAGACCGCGAGCGUCUCCACAAGCGUCGAGGGCGAGUUCAUCACCCCCAUGGCGGCCGCUAGUAUGGGCCAUCUGCCGCUACCGAGGGAGCGGGCUGAAGAUAAGCAUAGGGGCAAGAAACGGGCAGGUAGCAGGAGGAAGCACAGCGUCCUCGAUGAGGAUCCUGACCGUACGCUGGUGGGAAGUGACAGAUCGAAAUCACGCAAGAGCAGCAAGUCGGAGAAGAGAGAAAAGGCACUCGUGAAGGUUAAGAAGCCAAGUCCAUUGAGAAGGAUGUUCGCCAUGAAGGACACUGAUUCCUUGUCCAGGCGGUGA
Molecule: messenger RNA, 1365 nt
Organism: Capronia coronata CBS 617.96
Lineage: Eukaryota; Fungi; Ascomycota; Eurotiomycetes; Chaetothyriales; Herpotrichiellaceae
Exons: 1
Coding region: 1-1365 (454 amino acids)
Source: RefSeq, a predicted model, not a curated record